AGAAGCAGCUCCUUGGCCGGCGGCUGGUGGCGUGGGCGCCAGUCUGCAGCUGCCAGCUCAGCUGGAGGGCAUGUGUGGGCAGCUGGCUUUGGCCCUGCAGCCUGGAAGAGGUGGAAGACCAGACUGCUGUCCACCCUGGAAGGAGGACAUCAGCCCAGUCCCGGCCCCACCAUGUGCUGCCUGGAGCCGUUUCUGAAGAUGUCCCCGGUGUUUCUGCUCCUCCUGGGCCUGGCGCAGGCCUGCAUCCCCCGAGAGGGUCUGAUGAGCAGGCUGUCCCCGGAUGCCGCAGACCCUCCAAGCCACCCCCACAGGCCCCCCAGCCAUGACGGCAGCCUCUGUGCCCCUGAGCCACCUGUGGACGGCAGUGCACCUCACCAACAGCAGCAUGUUCUCAUCCACACGCAAAACGCCUACUGCGGAGCAAAGCUCAAUCUAACGCAGCCAUUGCCAGGCACCCCAGGAGGAACCCCGGUAGAAGAGCAGCAUCCUCUUAGUACCCCGCAGAGGGCUGGGACGAGCCAGGGCCUCAGCUCCGAGUCCGCAGGCACCUCCCCAGCCUCCUCAUUUUACUUUGAGACAGGGCCCAGGUCGCUGAGGCUGCUCUCCAACUUGCGAGCCUCCUCCACCUUACAAGUAGUGGGGUUCCAGGCUGCACCCCAUGCUUGGCUGACAACUCAUUUCUUAACGGCACCUAGAAUCUGCCUUGGCAUGGGAGGGCAUUCCUGCAGACAGGCUGCUGCUGUCAAGCCUGUCCUGGUCACCAGCCUCCCCCAGAAGCUCAGUGUGAAGAGGACCCACUGGAACCUCUUCAGGUGCGCCUACAUGAUGGUGACCUUCCUCUUCGUGUCCUACAACAGAGGAGACUGGUGCUACUGUCACUACUGUAACCCGGAAGUGGACAACAGGAACGACCCCUGCUGUGCUUUCUAGUGCGCGUCCUUCUGCCCAACUCAACCUUCAGGGGCCUCCACCUCCCAGAGAAUCCUCUGUCCCCUGGAUGGCCAGCGUGGAGGGUGGCAGCAGCUCUGUCUGCCUCUUUGAGGCCGCGUUAGAGGAUGGGCCCAGAGUAGCCGAGUGAACCUCUUGGGGGGUCUCCAGACAUUGCCGAUCCCCCCAAUUAAAUGCACACUUGUUGAAUGGC
This is a messenger RNA of Ictidomys tridecemlineatus (thirteen-lined ground squirrel), 1141 nucleotides long. Lineage: Eukaryota; Metazoa; Chordata; Mammalia; Rodentia; Sciuridae. The record is from RefSeq and is a predicted model, not a curated record.